AUCCGUUUCCUCCCGUGAAGCUUUCUUUCUCGUCUCUCCUGAUUGCUCGUCUUCUUGUCGUCUUUUUGUUACUUUUUGCUUCUUCGGGUUGGUUCUUCGCUUUGUUGGCGUUGAUGGCGGCGGGAGGCGGAAGUUGUUUAUUUAGCGGCUUCCGGCUUUUGGGACUUUACUGCAACCACGUGCCGCAUGUGCUCCGAUACCACCGCAAACAUCGGGAGUUCUACCUGGUGACGUCAGUGGGAAAAUGUUUGCACACGUACAACGUCAACCGCUUGGGCAUCGUCGCCGUCAGUAACAGCCUGCCGGACGACAUCACGUGCUUGGCGGCCGACAGGAUGUUGGUGUUCGCCGCCGCCGGCUCGCUCGUCUACGCCUUCGCCAGGAACAAAGAGGUGGUGAUGUGUUACCGUGGACACAAACAAGAAGUGCGCUCGCUGCUUCCUUUCGGCGAUCAACUGAUCUCGGCCGACGGCGGCGGGCUCGUCGUCGUGUGGGACGUCCGAGGCGGCGACGCGUACCUACAGCUGAACUUGGACCCCGCGACCUUCGACGUGUCGGCAAUGAUGCAUCCCAGCACGUACCUGAAUAAAGUCCUGCUGGGGAGUUCCCAGGGUGCAUUGCAGCUCUGGAACCUAAAGACCAGCAAGUUGUUGUACACGUUUGCGGGCUGGUCAGCGGGCGUCAGCGUGCUGCAGCAGAGCCCGGCGGUGGACGUGGUGGGCGUCGGCACCGCAACGGGCCGCAUCAUCAUUCACAACAUCCGAUUGGACGAGACGCUGAUGACCUUCACGCAGGACUGGGGGCCAAUCACGUCGCUGGCUUUCCGAACAGACGGGCCACCCACGCUGGCGACGGGCAGUCCUCAAGGUCACGUAACCUUGUGGGACCUGGAGCGGCGGCAGCCGGCGGCUCAGCUGAGACACGCCCACCAGACGGCGGUGAGCGCCAGCUUCGUGCACGGCGAGCCGCUCCUCGUCACCAACGCCGGCGACAACGCCAUCAAGGUCUGGAUCCUAGACCAGGAAGGGGGCGGAGCUAGGUUGCUGAGAAAUCGGCAGGGUCACAGCGCCCCGCCCGCUACCAUCUGUCACCACGGCAACGACGGGAAAAACAUCCUCAGCGCUGGUCAGGACGGCACACUGCAGUCUUUCUCCAGCGUACACGAACGACUCAACAAGAACCUCGGACACGGCUCCAUCAAUAAAAAGAAAGAGCAGAAGAAGAAGAAGGGGCUGUCCUAUGAAGAGCUCCGCCUACCUGCAAUCACUGCAUUCGCCUCUGCGACGGCCCGCCAAGCCGACUGGGACGGUAUCGUGGCGUGUCACCGUGGUCGCCUAGCAACCACCACCUGGAACUACCAGCGCUGCACAAUGGGGGCACACCACUUGCGACCACCGGGGGGCAGCGGCAAUGCUGUCGCCAUGGCUGUUGACAUCACUUCCUGUGGAAACUUUGCACUGGUGGGCUCUUCGUGCGGUCGCGUCGACGUUUACAACCUGCAGUCCGGAUUUCAUCGCGGUUGCUAUGGAGACAAGCAGAAAGCCCACAGCGGCGCCGUGCGAGGCGUGGCCACCGACACGCUCAAUCAGCUGACGCUCACCGCCGCGUCCGAUUGCCUCCUCAAGUUCUGGCGCUUCAAGAGCCGCAAACAGGAAGAGCAGAUCAAGCUAAAUGCGGCGCCGGCUAGCAUGAAGCUACACAGAGACAGCGGCAUGCUAGCAGUUGCUCUGGAUGACUUCACUCUGCUGAUCGUCGACGUUGAAACCAAGCGAGUUGUCCGCAAGUUUGCGGGUCACCACGGCAACACCAACGACAUGACUUUCAGUCCAGACGGUCGCUGGUUGAUCACCGCCGGGAUGGACUGCACCAUUCGCACGUGGGACGUCCCCUCGGGAAACCUGGUGGACUGCUUCCUGGUGUCCAUGGCGCCAGUGGGCGUGUCCAUGUCCCCAACUGGCGACUACUUGGCGACGUCGCACGUGGACAGCCUUGGCGUUUACUUGUGGACCAAUAAGAGCCUUUGCGGGCCCGUGGGGCUCCGCCCGCUCCCGGCCGACUGCCGGCCAGAGGAGGAGACCCUGCCGGGGGCCGGGCCGCCGGGGAACGAGCGGGAAGUGACAUCAGAGGAGGAGGAGCCUGCCGAGUCGUACGGCUCGGCGGAGCAGUUGGGGGCGGAGCUCGUGACGCUGUCGCAGCUCCCCGAGUCGAGAUGGAAACAUCUGCUGUGCCUCGACACCAUCAAGAGGAGGAACAAAGCGGUGAUGCCGCCCGUGUCUGGAGCACCCGCGCCCUUCUUCCUGCCCACAGUGCCAGGCCUGAUGCCGCGCUUCUCCGUGCCGCCACAGGAAGCACAGUCCAAGGUGUUGAGCUGCAGUCUACCAUCACAGAGGUCAAAGUUCAGUUGUGCUCUGGAGGCGUGUCUUGUCACGGAGUCAUCAUUCGCCGUUCCCGUGGAGCUGUUGAAGUCUUUCGGUCCGUCUGCCGUCUCAGUCGAGCUUGCCGGUCUGUCGCCUGACGGGGGCGGAGCCAGCAGCCUCAUGUUUGCCUUCAUUCGCAUGAUUGACAGCAUGCUGGCCAGUGGGCGGGACUUUGAUCUGGCUCACGCUUACCUAUCGCUGUUCCUCAAGCUUCACCUCCGUUCACUGGCGCAGGAUGCCGUUGCCAUGGAAGCGUUGCUCCGCCUCUCCUCACGGCUUGAGGCUGGGUGGGCGGAGCUCCGGGCGUCCGUCACUCAAUCGCUUUGUUUGUUGGCGUACGCCAAGAGUGCACUUUUGUGAACGCGCACACGUGCAGCCUUUGAACAUGUCAUUGUGCUGCUUUGUUUACAAUAAAAAGCUUGUUUUUGUGACUUGAAUUUUGUUCCAUAAAUUCCUAUGAACACGAGAAAAAUGACUCUAUGCUCAUCAAAAUGUUCAUGAACAACAUUAUCAUAAAAUAAAAGGUUUAAAGUGUGGAGGGUUCUUUGACUGACAUGACGAGCAGCCAAUCGGAAGACAGCAAGAAUACGUAUGAACGGUUUGUGUUUUGAGGCACAAAGUGAAAAAAGACAAGCAAUAGUUGUUUUAAAUGUGAUUUUUUUUCAUUUGUAUAAAGAAUAAGUUCAGUUUGCGGAAGUAUUAGGUUAGACUGAUUCAACAUUUUUAUCUUCACCAACGUUAGCAUCAUUAGUGACGUUCGCUUAAUUUGCAUGAGUAAGAACAGGUGUCCAUGUCAAUAGUUUUACAUUUAAAGAGUCCCCAAUAUCUUUACAAAAAUAGGCAUGGAAAUGGAGUCAUGAUUUUGAUGUCAUUGACGAACAUUUCGCCGUUGUUAGCAAGCUCCAUCAGCACAAACAGGUGUCAUGUCAAUAUUCUUAACACUUAACGCCACAGUACUGAUUAGCAUGGAAAUUUAUUGAAUGUACAAUUUAAUCACGUUGCUGAGUGAGAGCUAGAUCAUCGCCUGCCACCGUGGGGGACCUAGUUUCAAGACCCCGACUGGACCAUCCGCCAACAUCCCCCGGACUCACGGCUGUGGUGUCCUUGAGCAAGACACCGAUACCCCGAAAUGCUCCCCGGGCGCUUCGGCUGCCCCACUCCUCCAGCGUGUUCCACUAACAUGUGUAUGUGUUCACUGUGAUGGGUUCAA
This is a messenger RNA of Phycodurus eques (leafy seadragon), 3627 nucleotides long. RefSeq names its product WD repeat domain 36 (gene wdr36). Gene Ontology annotation, biological process: rRNA processing. Lineage: Eukaryota; Metazoa; Chordata; Actinopteri; Syngnathiformes; Syngnathidae. Gene Ontology annotation, cellular component: small-subunit processome; Pwp2p-containing subcomplex of 90S preribosome. Gene Ontology annotation, molecular function: protein binding. The record is from RefSeq and is a predicted model, not a curated record. Bases 114 to 2777 code for a protein of 887 amino acids. The transcript has 22 exons.